UAAACAUCCUGAUCACUAUCAUAUCUGUGAUGCAAUUGUUCAUGCUGGAUAAUGUUUUCAUUUCGCUUAUCAUGCUCAUUUGAACAUUGCUUUCAACAUACUCGUAUCUUGUAUCACUUAAUACCUUGAAGUCUGGUCCCCGAAGGAGUAUGAUAGAGAAGAUUCUGAUCGUUAUCGACUGCUAUUUCAUUCGCCCUUGAACCUAUCGUAACAUGUGAAUUGGAUUCCAAUCUUUACCCCUUUGAACCUAUUCGCUUAAUAAAUAGAACUAAUAACAGUUUAUGCUUCCAUUCAACCUUAGACCUUCCAUAGCAAACACAUUUUCCUCUCUUGGACCUCAAAAUGUUUGACUUAUUAAAUCAAUGGUUUGUAGUUGCUUUAAUUAGUGUCAUAAGCUGGAUAUUCAUUUACACCAAGAAAAAUCACUCGUACUGGGAAAAACAAGGUGUUAAAGGGCCGAAACCCCUUUUCCUUAUUGGAAACACUGCAUUUUCAAAGUCAAUAACGGACGACUUGGUCGAUAAUUAUACUAAAUAUGGGAAAAUUUACGGGACUUAUCAAGGAACCAGCCCUCAUCUGCAUGUAGGGGAACCUGAACUUAUCCGGCAAAUAUGUUACAAAGAUUUUCACAUUUUCCCUCAAGGAUUUGAGCAGAACAUUCUUGGUUCAAUCGAGCGCAAUUUUUUGACCGCCUUGUAUGGAGAGAAGUGGAAGCGUAUGAGAAGCACAUUGUCACCUACUUUUACCAGAAAGAUGAAGAAAAUGUUUGAGUUGAUUAAAAUUUGUAACCAAGAAGCUCAAAAAAAACUGGUUAAAUUGACUUCUUCAAAGGAACCCGAUUUUGAUCCCAAAUAUUUCUGGGGUCGAUACAAUUUGGACGUCAUAACCAAGUGCUUUUUUGCUACGAGUUUUGAUGUUUACAACAGUUCAGAUGAUGAAGUAUUACGACAUUUCGUGAAAGCAUUUGAACCCAAUUGGAUUAAAAUUGUGUUUCUGGUGACAGCGCCUAAAUGGUUCCUUAGGAUGAUUAAAAUGAGUGGAGGUUCAGCCGAGAGUCUGAAUUAUCUUAAACAAUUGGCUCUUCCAAUAAUUGAACAGCGUAAAAAAGGCAACAAUAAAGGGAAUGACUUUCUUCAGCUAUUGAUUGACGCUGAAGUUGUGGGUAAAGAAGGGGAAGAGCUCAAAGGAGAAGCUAAAAAAUUGUCUUCAGAUGAAAUUAUCAGCUCAACUAUUAUCUUUCUUUUAGCUGGAUAUGAGACGACAUCAACCCUGUUGACUUGGGCUUGUUAUAGACUCUCUACCAAUCCAGAUAUUCAAGAAAAAUUGCAUCAAGAGGUUUCACAGGCCAACAUUGAAGAUUAUGAAGUUUUACAAGAUCUUCCCUACUUGGAGGCUGUUAUUUCGGAAACUCUAAGAAUCGAUCCUCCAAUUUUAUUAUUUCAACGUGUCUCUCAUUCUGAUUAUGUUUUACCAGGCACAGAAAUUAAGAUUAAAAAAGGAACCGUAGUUACUUUCCCAGUUUAUGCUAUGCAUCAUGAUCCAGAAAAUUAUCCUGACCCAGAAGUUUUUGAUCCAAAUAGAUUUUUGGAAGGUUCACCGAAACCAUUUACAUUCUUACCAUUUGGUGCUGGACCUCGAACCUGUAUCGGAAUGAGGUUUGCUCUGAUUAAUGCAAAGCUUUCACUGGCAUCGUUAGUUCGUAACUAUCAGCUGUUCCCUAAUGAUAAGACUCCAAGUGAAAUUGAACACGUUACAGGGACAUUCAUAAAGACAGCCAAGACGUUGACAUUGGGCAUCAAACCAAGAUAUUGAAUCAUUUACAGUUUGGUAUUUUUUUGUGUAAAACUUUCACAAAACUAGCCAACAUUGAAAGCUUCAUUCAUUAAAAUUUUGUUUACAAUCAGAAAUUCAAAAAUAAA
This is a messenger RNA of Tetranychus urticae (two-spotted spider mite), 1919 nucleotides long. RefSeq names its product cytochrome P450 3A8-like. The record is from RefSeq and is a predicted model, not a curated record. NCBI's taxonomy places the organism in Eukaryota, Metazoa, Arthropoda, Arachnida, Trombidiformes, Tetranychidae. Gene Ontology annotation, molecular function: monooxygenase activity; oxidoreductase activity, acting on paired donors, with incorporation or reduction of molecular oxygen; heme binding.